CAUUCAAGAUGGCGGCCAAGGAAGCUCUAAAACUCGUAGCUACAGUAAAUGAAGAUUCGGAUGUGGAGGUGGACGAUCAGCUGUUGAGUUCCAGUGAUAAUGAAAGUGAUGGACAAGAAGAAUCAAGGCACAGCAAUGUGAUUAAAAUAAUUAAAAAUCUUGACAAAAAGUCAUCUAAGAGGAAAAGAAAUCAAAGAUCUGAGCCAAACCUCAAAGUAUCUGAAUUUCAUCUAAGCAGUGGUGGAGAUAAUGAAAAAAUUGACAUCAAAGACUUGAUUGGAUCACUACAGAAGGAAGGCCAGUAUGGAAAGCUCAAGAAGAAAUUGGAAAGCAUGGAAAAAAAUGCUGCAACUCUUGAUGUACCAUUACCUCAACUAGAAACAAAUAAAAUCCAAAGAACCAUUGCCUUUGAAGAAACAUCAAAAGAAGUUGGCAAAUGGCAGCCCAUUGUGAAGAAAAAUAGAGAGGCUGAACAUUUGUCAUUCCCACUAAAUCCUUACAAACCUCCUGAGAUUACAACUAAAUCUUUAUCUGUUACAUUCAAGCCAAGAACACCCCUAGAACAGGAGAUUGCUGCUGUAUUGAAUGGAAGUUCUCACUUGAUGGAAAGAAAAAAUAAUGAGCUUACAGAAGAAGAAGAACAAGCACUUCUUGCUAUGGAUCUUGAGGAGGCAAAAGAAAGAAGAAGUGAACUACAGCGACUCAGAGCUCUACAGUCUUACUAUGAAGAAAAAUGCAGAAGAGCCAAAAAGAUCAAAAGCAAAAAAUACCAUAGAAUCAAAAAGAAAUCAGAACAGCGUGCUGCAAGCAAACUUUCCAUUGAAGAACUCCAGUUAAAAGAUCCACAAAAAGCUGCAGAAGAGUUAGAAAAGAUGGAUCGUAUCAGAGCAGAGGAGAGACUUUCUCUAAAACACCGUUCCACUUCCAAAUGGGCAAAGAAUUUACUCAUUAGGGGACACAAGAAUCCAGAGGCUAAGAAAGCAAUACAAGAACAACUUGAAUUGAGUAGAAAACUUACAGAGAAACAGCAAGUACACACAGAAAGUGAUGAUGAUGAUGAUGAUGACACUAAUGCUAUUGACCCAUCAAGUAUGUUUGGGAAUCUAAAGGCAGAUAGUAACAACCCUUGGAGUUUGGAUACUAAUACUCGUCAUGAGAAAACAACUGGUUCUGUACAAGACAAUGAAACGACGGCCGGUUUCAAGCGUAUUCCAGCUAUUAAUGUACAAGAAACGACAGAGAAGGCGAACAAUGAAUCAGAAGAUGACAGUGAAUCUGCAGAAGACAAUACUGAAGAUGAUUUUGAAAUAAAAGUAUCAAACAAACCCAAGAAAGGGAAAAAGAAAUCGAAGAAGAGAAAAACCAAGGACCAAGACUGGAUAGAAAAGGAAACACCGAAGAAAAAAGAAAGUUAUAAAAGUAAAGUGAAUAAGGUUAAAACUAAAGUAAAGGGAAAAAGUAAAGACGAAGAAGAAGAUGAUCUAUUGGAGAUUUUAAUGCCGUCUGACGAGGAAUCAAAUAACGACAACGAGAAGCCGCCCACCUCAGUUGAAACAUUCAACACAUCACAUGCAAAGGGGAAAUCUGUCAUCGUUGAUCCAAAUAAGAUAUUCCAAAUGGAAGAAUACAAUUCCAACAAAGUUCUAACAGAUAACACAGACAACAGCGAUCAUAUCCUAAACAUACAACAGGCUUUUGCUAACGAUGACGUCAUUGAAGAAUUUGUUCGCGAGAAGGAAGAGGCGAUGGAGUCUUCAAAAGGCAAGGACCUCGAUCUGACAUUACCUGGCUGGGGAGACUGGGGAGGACCUGGUGCGAAGGUUACCAGUAAAAAGAAGAAGUUUGUAAAGAAAGCCGAAGAUCCACCGCCUCGUAAAGACAGAAACCUAGCACAUGUUAUCAUCAAUGAAGAAGAUGACAAACGUUUGGCCAAGUUACAGGUGAAGAAUAUACCUCAUCUUUACAUGAGCUCAGAGCAGUUCGAGAAGAGUAUACGUAAUCCUGUUGGUAAAGACUGGAAUACUGGAUCAACAGUCAAGCAACUAAUCAAACCUCGUGUUCAGACCUUGAUGGGAUCGAUUAUAGAACCUAUUAAACCUACCAAGAACCUGAAAAGAUCUAAUGCACAUAGCAGCGUUGACAAGAAAAGAUUAAAAAAGAAAGACGAAGGAUUAACCAUUUAUAAUUGAGAAUUAAUGACUAGUAAUAGGAUUAAAAGGAAAACUGUUUUAUUUGAAUGAAAUAAACUAUAACGACGUAUUCGAAGUUAUUGUACUGAAAAAUGAGAUAUAUAUCAUCAAACCUGAGUAACGGUUUGAAAAUCAA
Actinia tenebrosa (Australian red waratah sea anemone) is the source of this 2325-nucleotide messenger RNA. Its product is annotated as U3 small nucleolar RNA-associated protein 14 homolog A. Gene Ontology annotation, cellular component: small-subunit processome; nucleolus. The record is from RefSeq and is a predicted model, not a curated record. Gene Ontology annotation, biological process: rRNA processing. NCBI's taxonomy places the organism in Eukaryota, Metazoa, Cnidaria, Anthozoa, Actiniaria, Actiniidae.